AUGCUCUGCGAUCGGCUGAUCCCUCUCCUGGGCCUGCUUAGCGGGGUCUGGCUGCCCACAAGUUCAGGGAGGCCUGGAUUCUGGAACCCCCGUCAGUCUUGGGUUGCAACCAAUCAGACCCGGCCUUGGGUCAACCUCUUGCAGCCAUGGUCAUCCUUUGGUACCUGGAUGGCUUUCCUGGGGUUGCAAAAAACCAGGCAGCUGAGGAUGAGCCAGCUGCAGCAGGGGCAGGAAGUGGCCCCUGCUGUGUCCCUACCCCUGGACCCACGGGAAGUGACCCGUGAGACUUGUAAAGCUGUGUCCUUUAUCCAGAUUCUCUCGAGGCCCGGCUGCACCCCUGCCCGGAUCCGCAAUCGCCUCUGCUUUGGCCGAUGCUCCUCCCUCUACGUCCCCGGCUCGGGUGCCACCCCGCGGGGCCUCAGCAACAGCUGCGAGCCGGCUCGCCGACGCCGCGUGCCGGUGGUGCUGUGGUGUCGCGCGGGCAGCCCAGCCUGGCGCCGGCGGGUGAAGGUGUCCACCGAGCUGGUCCGGGACUGUCAGUGCGUCCCCAAGCUCUGA
This is a messenger RNA of Dipodomys ordii (Ord's kangaroo rat), 558 nucleotides long. It is a transcript of the gene Dand5, whose product is annotated as DAN domain family member 5, BMP antagonist. Gene Ontology annotation, biological process: signal transduction involved in regulation of gene expression; determination of heart left/right asymmetry. Gene Ontology annotation, molecular function: morphogen activity. The record is from RefSeq and is a predicted model, not a curated record. The transcript has 2 exons. Lineage: Eukaryota; Metazoa; Chordata; Mammalia; Rodentia; Heteromyidae. Bases 1 to 558 code for a protein of 185 amino acids.